This is a messenger RNA of Schistosoma rodhaini, 582 nucleotides long. The record is from the annotation of a GenBank genome assembly. NCBI's taxonomy places the organism in Eukaryota, Metazoa, Platyhelminthes, Trematoda, Strigeidida, Schistosomatidae.
AUGUUCAGGAAUACAUUCCAGAGUGGGUUUUUAUCUAUACUAUUCAGUGUUGGGACAAAACCUCUGCAGAUUUGGGACAAAAAUGUUCGUAACGGUCAUAUCAAAAGAAUUACAGAUAAUGAAAUCCAGUCAUUGGUCUUGGAAUUAUUAGGAAGCAAUGUUUCAAACACUUAUAUAUCUUGUCCUGCAGAUCCUAGAAAAGCACUGGGCAUUAAAUUACCUUUCCUAGUGUUAAUUGUAAAAAAUCUCAAUAAGUACUUUACGUUUGAGAUUCAGAUCCUUGAUGACGAGGGUGUUAAGAGACGUUUUAGGGCCAGUAACUACCAGAGCACUACUCGAGUAAAGCCAUUUAUUUGCACCAUGCCUCUCCGUUUGGAAGCCAACUGGAAUAACAUUUACUUCAACGUUGCAGACUUUACAAAGCGUGCAUACGGGACUAAUUUCGUCGAGGUGCUGCGAGUUCAGAUUCACGCUAAUUGUCGAAUAAGACGUAUAUAUUUUUGUGACCGCCUCUAUUCGGACGAAGAGCUCCCUGCAGAGUUCAAAUUAUACCUCCCUGUUCAAGUAAACCGGAACACAUAG